Messenger RNA from Misgurnus anguillicaudatus (oriental weatherfish), 2294 nucleotides. RefSeq names its product tetraspanin-15. The record is from RefSeq and is a predicted model, not a curated record. NCBI's taxonomy places the organism in Eukaryota, Metazoa, Chordata, Actinopteri, Cypriniformes, Cobitidae. Gene Ontology annotation, cellular component: plasma membrane.
UAAAAGACUCGUCGUCCAGUCAGUGAAUGUUGUUAUUGUUUAGCAGCAGUGCGGAAGUUGUUACUGGAAUAUGACAUUUACGUAGAUUUGUACCGCUGCUGAUGUGCUCAUACAAACAAAUUAGCCUUAUCGACAGCAAAACGAAACACUUGAAAGUGACCAUUAUGCAUUUAGACCCGUUUUAAAAGUCUUUUAAGCAGUUUGCAAUCUUAGCAUCAUCGGCUAACAUUUGAAUGCAUUUAAUGCUAAUGGCUGUUUAGCGAACAGAAAUUACCAAAUGCUGUCACCAUGCCGUCUUACAAUGAAUGGAAAAAGACCAUUCACUUUUAUUAUUUCGUUAAAUUCUCUCUUAAUGUCUAUUCAAUGCUGUUUUCGUUGCUAGGUCUGUGUGUGCUAUGUAUUGGAGUGUAUGCAGAAGUGGAGAGGCAAAAGAAUCGAACCCUGGAGGGGGUGUUUCUAGCUCCUGCUGUGGUCCUCAUACUGUUGGGACUUGUCAUGUUCACAGUGUCUGUGAUGGGCAUGGUGGGCUCCCUCAGGGACAACAAGACCCUACUGCACAUGUUCCUGUGUGUGCUCUGUGUUCUGCUGGCUCUCCAGGCUCUGGGUCUUAUCAUCGCCCUUAUCUUUGAAAAGACGACAAUCAAGUUGUUCCAGAACAGUAUACGUGAGGGAAUCAAGCAUUACUAUGAUGACCUGGACUUUAAAAACAUAUUGGACUAUGUGCAAGAAAAGUUUUCUUGUUGUGGGGGAGAUGAGUUCAAGGACUGGGAAGUAAACCAGUACCACUUUUGCAACGGUACGGGUGCUUUGGCCUGCGGCGUUCCCUACACCUGCUGCGUCCGUCACAAGGUCGGAGAGGUUGUGAACACACUCUGUGGCUACAAAACUCUCAAUGAGCACCGGGAAACUUUAGAUGGCAUAAUCCAUGUUCGUGGUUGUAUCCAUGCUGUCAACUUAUGGAUGGGUGACAACAUCGGACCUACGAUUGGAAUUUGCUGUGCCGUUGGACUGCCACAGCUAUUGGGGAUACUUCUGAGCUGUAUCUUCUGGAACCUUCUGGUGGAAAUGAGUGAGUCUGUUGACAUGGUGGACUUUAAGUUCCUGAAACGUGCCGGUUUCGACUACAGCAAUCUGGAUCUUUCGGGGGCCGGUUGGUGUAUGUGUCUACCUCGGGAAGGUGGUUAUCUACCUGUACAUGUAGAAGAGCCUGACACGUGGGCUCCAGAUCCCGUUCCUUUCGACCUGGACCAAGAGCAGUCCGAAAUACUUUUCACACAUUUUAAACCGGAAAGCCAAGGAACAGAGACGCUUGUGGGAAUGGAUGAAGUAGACAAUCAUGCCUAAGAACCACAGAAAGCAUUUCAACACGUUUUUUUAUUGUAAUCGUUCGGUAUAUUAGGAUUUCAAAUUCACACUGUGUGUUAAGAUAAAAAAAAAUUAGUUGCACUACAUGUUGGUAAAACUGUCAUGAAACAAAAUGAUGCUAGCUUGAAUAGGUUUGUAUACAAUGAUUAGUCAUAGAGGGAAUCUAAACAGACCUCUUGUAUUUGUUUUAAAAACAUAUCACUUUAAAUGCUGUGUUUGUUUUAUACCAUUUUUAUUAAUUCUGUCUUUUACGAGGUUAAAGGGGUUUGAAUUGUUAUAUAGGCAAUGUUGUUUUUAAUAAUGAAAGGGAACAUAGAAGGGAUUCUAUGAAUUAAUGGUUUGCAAUCAUUUCUGCUAAUUUUUACAUAAUUUAGCGAAAUCAGGGAAGUUUACAGUUGAAGAUGAAGCUGUGCUUUCAUCACGUUGUUUUAAAAUGUUUUGUGUGCUUUUUUAUUAUUUAGUUUCUUUAUUACACUACUGUCACGGACCCUUGAUUUUUUUUUUAUAAAAUAGGGAACAUUUAGGAAUUUUAUGGAUCAUGAUUUUCUUUUAAGAGGGACGUGAGGUGCUAGAAUUCAUUUGUAAUGGUACCUAAAAUGAACUAAAUAAUUAUUUAUUAAAAUGUUGCCUUAAGUAAAACCGUAGCUUUUUCUGGCUAUUAGCCACAGGUGAUUUGCAGGUAAUUUGUUAAACGAAAAGUUAUUCUUUUGGCCUUGUGUUAUAUAUAUGUUUAUUUAUCAUUGACUAAUGCUCAAUUGUUUAUUAAUUGUAAACUGCUGUUUUAUUGUGGAUUUUGUGUUUUGCUUGGUGGUUGAUGGAAAAUGUUUGCCAAGUUUAGGUUGAAGGGUGUCAUAAUUGCAAUUGCUGUUAAUUUAUAAAAGCCACCUUUUAGAUGUAAGUAGUCAUUUUGAAAUACCUCACGUUCAUAC